This is a messenger RNA of Arctia plantaginis, 2877 nucleotides long. The record is from the annotation of a GenBank genome assembly. NCBI's taxonomy places the organism in Eukaryota, Metazoa, Arthropoda, Insecta, Lepidoptera, Erebidae.
AUGGCGGCCGUGUUAAAGAAAAGAGCCCUUGCAGAAUAUAAUAAAUCGUUCAAAGAUAGUCCUCCUUCAAAGAAGCUCCAUCUGGCUAAAAAGCCACUAAUUGGUAGUUCAGCUGCUGCAUUUGUUGGUCUUUUGGAAAAAUGUAAGUCUAGUGAUGAAGCUCUUCAGUUAUUGCUUCGUGUCUCGGACUGUCUUCAAUUCCAAGAGUCGGAUGUCGAAGAAGCUAUUAAAAAGUUAUCUGAACAUUUCCAGUCUGAAGAAGAAUCAGUAGUGAGAGUAAAGAUUCUGUGGCUAUUUUGUGAUAUUGGGCUGGAAUGCCCAGGUGUGAAUUUAAAUAACUUGAUAGACGAGACAACGCAUUUGAUUAAGAAUGAAACGUCACAUAAGGUGAUAGCUCAAGGUAUAGCCACUUUAUUGAAGCUCGGUAGUAAGCUCAGUGAUGACAAAAUACUGAUGAUGCGGCUUGUGGCUGUCGCCAAGGACAACUUAAAGGACACAAGCCACCAAGUGAAGUGCAGAUGCUUACAGCUGAUUAGUGAACUGUACCCCAUCUACCCUGAGUCUGAGAGGACCCCAGACAUGUCUACAGAGGCAGAUGCUAUCGUUAAAUUGCUCGGAGAUUAUUCUCAUGCUGAGGAUGCUAGAGUCCGUUGUGAGGCAUUCCAAUCACUUCUGACAAUGCAUGAGCGGGGUCAAACUUUGAGUGCGAGCUUGUAUGACCUGGUAUGCCUCGCUCUUACAGAUGACUAUGAAAUAGUCAGAGAAGUAGCCCUGAAACUUGUAUGGGUACUAGGCAAUAAAUACCCAGAGAACACUGUAACUCUAUGCGACGGCGAAACAACGAUGCGCCUAGUGGAUGACGCGUUCGUACGUAUAUGUUCAGCCGUGAACGACUUGUGCAUGCAAGUUCGUGCGCUCGCUUGCACGUUGCUCGGCACCACUCGUGGCGUGUCAGAUCGAUUCUUGUUGCAGACAUUGGACAAACAACUGAUGAGUAAUAUGAAGAAAAAACGCACGGCCCACGAGCGUGGCGCUGAGCUGGUACGGUCGGGCGCGUGGGCCAGCGGCCGUCGCUGGGCCGAUGACGCGCCCGGCGCUCUCCUGCACCACGCCACCGUGCAGCUACUGCCCGGUGGAGCCGCCGGAGCCUUUGUACACGGACUUGAAGACGAGCUCAUGGAGGUCCGAACUGCAGCAGUAGACGCGGUCUGCCAGCUGUCCAUGGAGAAUGUUGUAUUCGCGACAACAUCUCUGGACUUUUUAGUAGACAUGUUCAACGAUGAGAUCGAGGACGUGCGACUGCGCGCCAUAGACAGUCUCACGCGCAUCUCACAUCACAUCGUGCUCAGGGAAGACCAGCUGGAGAUUAUAUUAGGAGCUUUAGAAGACUACUCAAUGGACGUACGAGAAGGUUUGCACCGAAUGCUCGGCUCGUGCACAGUUGCGUCCAAAACCUGCCUUGAAAUGUGCAUUGACAAGAUAUUAGAGAAUCUCAAAAGGUACCCACAAGACAAACGCUCCACAUUUCGGUGUGUACAACGCCUAGGCAGCUCUCACGCUUCGCUGGUGUUACCGCUGACGACGCGCCUGCUCGCUGUACACCCAUUCUUUGACAUGCCGGAACCAGAUGUCGAAGAUCCUGCCUACAUGUGCGUAUUGAUCCUGGUAUUGAACGCGGCGCAACACUGUACGACCAUGCUCCCGCUGUUCGAGGAGCACACCGUCAAGCACUACACGUACCUCCGAGCGACUAUGCCGCAUUUCGUGCCAUAUUUACCUAUAGGUGAUGCUCAACAAUCAAGUGCUGAAAAGAUUGAGUCGGCGAUGGAUGACAGCGCCGUCCGGCGAUUCUUCGAUUCAGUGUUGCAGCAUAUCGACAACACCACACUCUCUACCAAUGUCAGACUUAAAAUGCUACAGUCGGCUGAAGAACAACUCAACAAGCUGGCGGAGAUGGAGCCGGCGGUGUCGGGCGCGGCGCAGUUUACGAGCGUGUUCUCGCGCUGCGUGCUGGUGCUGCACGGCGCGUUGCACGCCACGGCUGGACCGCCUGCGCAUGCGCUCGCCGCCCUCACCACCGACUGUCUCAGGUUACAACACCAAUUCAGUGGGGUCUCGGAGCAAGAAAACGCAUGUGUGUGGCAACUAGCACUACGAGUGUGUGCGGCGCGUCUGUGUGCGUGCGCAAGCGCGCCGGGACCGGGCCCGGGGACGGUCGUAGCCACCGGGGACAAGGGCGGAGUGGCCGCCGCACUGUCCGCUGCCGCCGCUCUCACUCACCACGCUGAGCUGCUAGAUAGACUACUCGCUUCUGUGGGAGUGGAACCGGAUCCCUUCACAAUAGCAGUAUUCCGUCAAUUGUCGAUGAACGCAGACCAUAAACCACCGGCGUUGGCGCGUGCUAUCCUGCCGCUGCUACAGUCAGCACCGUUGCCGGUGAUACCAAAACCUAGCCUCAAGAUUCGUAUGUGCACCGCGAGUAUAUUAGAGCCGCCCGCAGAUAACGACACGGUGGUGCGGUUCAGUGCAGGGCUGGUGGCGGGGGUUGCGUUAGAGGCUGAGGUGUUGCGCGUCCGUAACCCACAGGCACUGAGAGUGCGCGUGGCCUACCCCGACACGAGGAUACACGCUCUUGUACCGCCUAAGGACCAUCUACGACCACUUGACCAUCAAAACACAAACGAGGACGGCACACAGAACGUGCGGCUCCUGACCAAGGUGCUGAUCUCGCACGGCGUGUGGACGGAGCCGUGCGGCGUGGACAUCUCCGUGUGCCUCGCCGUGGACGACGGCGGCCGCGAGCCCCCGCAGCUCGUGGAGCUGUGCCGCCCCGUCAGAGUCACUGUCGCGCCCAAACCUAUCAAACGGGGCAUAUAG